Molecule: messenger RNA, 1714 nt
Organism: Jatropha curcas
Lineage: Eukaryota; Viridiplantae; Streptophyta; Magnoliopsida; Malpighiales; Euphorbiaceae
Product: cytochrome P450 77A1
Cellular component (GO): membrane
Molecular function (GO): oxidoreductase activity, acting on paired donors, with incorporation or reduction of molecular oxygen, NAD(P)H as one donor, and incorporation of one atom of oxygen; iron ion binding; heme binding
Source: RefSeq, a predicted model, not a curated record
AUGUAUUGCAUAGUCCAGCAAAUUAAUCUUUUUUUUUUGUCGAUCAUGGAAUUGAUAGACCUCUUCAUUCUCUGUUUCUCCUUCGUCUUCCUUGCCCUCUGGUGGCGAAGCUUUUUAACCCCGACCAAGUCCAAGAACCUCCCUCCGGGUCCUCCAGGAUGGCCGCUUGUUGGCAAUUUGUUCCAGGUGAUCUUCCAGCGCCGUCACUUCAUUUUUAUUAUACGUGAUUUGCGUAAAAAGUAUGGUCCAAUUUUUACCAUGAAAAUGGGUCAACGCACUCUUGUUAUAGUCACAAGUCCUGAUCUUAUACACGAAGCCUUAAUCCAAAGAGGCCCUGUUUUCGCCAGCCGACCACCGGACUCGCCGAUCCGCUUGGUUUUCAGUGUUGGGAAAUGUGCAGUCAACUCAGCUGAAUAUGGACCUCUCUGGCGAACACUUCGCCGGAACUUUGUCACAGAGCUGAUGAGCCCAGUGAGAAUCAAACAGUGCAGUUGGAUACGAGAAUGGGCUAUGGAAAAUCACAUGAAAAGGCUCGAAAAUGAAGCUUUUGAAAAGGGUUGUGUAGAUGUAAUGGAUAUUUGUAGAUUUACUGUUUGUAGCAUUUUAGUAUGCAUAUGUUUUGGUGCCAAGAUCCCAGAACAUUGGAUUAAAGACAUUGACAGUGUUACGAAAGAGGUUAUGCUUAUAACCACACCACAACUCCCUGAUUUCCUGCCAAUUUUCACUCCCUUGUUUCGCAGGCAAAUGAAAAGAGCGAAAGAGUUAAGGAAGACACAGAUGGAGUGUUUGGUUCCUCUUAUAAGGAACAGAAGAGCUUAUGUAGAGAAAGGUGAUAACCCUGGCUCAUUAAUGGUGAGUCCAGUUGGUGCGGCCUAUGUGGACUCACUUUUUGGACUUGAGGCACCAGGUCGUGGUCGAUUAGGAGAAGAAGAGCUCGUGACACUUUGCUCAGAGCUCUUUGUUGCUGGUAUUGACACUAGUACAAGUGUCCUGCAAUGGGCUUUUCUUGAACUAGUGCUACAUCAGGAUAUUCAAGAGAAGCUCUACAAAGAAAUUGUCGACAGUGUGGGCAAAAAUGGGCUAAUCACUGAGGACAAUGUAGAGAAAAUGACAUAUCUUAAUGCAGUGGUUAAGGAAACUUUACGUGUACAUUCUCCGGCCCACUUUACAUUGUCGCACGCCACCACGGAGGAGACGGAGCUCGGAGGAUACAAGAUUCCGACCAACGUUUAUGUGGAGUUCUACAUCGAGUGGAUGACUGAGGAUCCGAAUUUGUGGAAGGAUCCGGAUGUUUUCCGACCCGAGAGAUUCUUAGAAGGUGAUGGAGUUGACGUCGAUCUGACCGGAACUAAGGGCACAGUGAAGAUGCUGCCGUUUGGGGCAGGGAGGAGGACUUGCCCGGGUCUUGCUCUUGGCGUGUUGCACGUAAACUUGAUGCUUGCUAGGAUGGUCCAAGCUUUCAAGUGGGUACCCACGCCAAAUGGGCAACCGGACCCGACAGAGACAUUUGCCUUUACUGUUGUCAUGAAGAACCCUCUAAAAGCAGUCAUUUUGCCAAGGUGAAAGAAAUAAAUGAAAGUUAGUAUUCAGAUAUGAGAAGGGACAGUGAAGAAGUCAUGGGCUGCUGGCAAGUGCGUGCAAGGCCAACUCAACUCAGCUGGCAGUUUUAACUAGGGCACUGUUUUUUCUGGUAGAAAUAGGACUCUAGAAGGAG